AUGGCCGAUGCGCCCGCGCAGUUCCGGCGCACUCUCAUGCAAGCUCAAUCAUUUUCUUUAACGUUCACGCACGUCUACGCUGCCCUUGUCGCAGUCCUCAACAGCAAGUUCCCGCAAAUAGGCUUGCUGCUGCUCAAUAGGCUGAUCAUUCAGUUCCGUCGGGGCAUCAGACGCAAUGACAAAAGCAUCUGCCUCUCUUCCAGCCGUUUCAUUGCCCAUCUAAUGAACCAGCAGGUGGCACAUGAAGUUGUUGCUCUUGAAAUAUUGACUUUUCUGCUUGAAAAAGUUCAGGACGCAACUGAUGACUCAGAACUCGGAGAUAAAUCCCGGAACAGCUGCGCUGAGCUAGCCGCGGCGUUUCUUAGAGAGUGCGGGCAGAAGCUUCAGGAACUUAGUCCACGAUGCAUGGUUCGGAUAUUUGAAAGUUUGAAAAACAUUAUCAACGAAGGCAAACUUGAAGAGAGAGUCAAGUAUAUGUUUGAAGCUAUCUGGACUGAAGGAAGGAAUGGUUUUAAGGACAAUCCUGCCAUUCUGGAAGAGCUUGAUUUGGUGGAAGAGGAUGAUCAAGUCACACACGUAGCCGAGUUGGAUGGCAAGUUGGAUAGCGAAGACAUUCUCAAUGUAUUCAAGCACGAUCCCGAAUUUGAGGUUAACGAAGAGAAGUACAAGGAAAUUCGAGCUAGCCUUUUGGGCGAGUCCAGCGACGGGGAAGACGGUGAGGAUGGCAGUGAGUCAUCUGGGUCGGAUAGCGACGAUGAAGAAGAUGAAGACAAAGAAAAUGCUGGUCAAGAUAUUUUGGACCAAACUGAGAGCAAUAUGCUGGCCUUCAGACGCACUAUCUACCUCACUCUAAGGUCAUCUCUGACAGUCGACGAAGCUACGCACAAAAUUCUCAAAGGGAAUAUCAAACCUGGAUGGGAGAUGGAGCUUGGUAACAUGAUUCUGGAUUGCUGUGCUCAAGAGCGCACGUUUAUGAAGUUUUUUGCUCUCAUAGCCCAGCGUUUCUGUGGCAUCAACCGCGUGUAUCGGGACUGUUUUCAGGAGAUAUUCAAGACCGCCUACGAGACUUGCCACAGACUUGACACUGACAAGAUGCGCAAUGUUGUGCGGUUGUUCGCUCAUCUCUUUGUGACGGACGCCAUCUCUUGGGAGGUUUUCAGCAUUGUUCUGCUCAACGAAGACAACACCACCAGCUCAUCCAGAGUCUUCCUCAAAAUCCUCUUUCAAGAAAUGGCUGAAUUUCUCGGUCUGAGCAAAUUGAACGACCGACUUGGUGACCCGACGAUGAGCUGCGCGUUCGAGGGCCUUCUGCCGCGCGACAAUCCCCGUAACACGCGCUUCGCUAUCAACUUCUUCACCUCCAUUGGCCUCGGUGGCCUCACCGACGGCCUUCGGGAGUUCCUACGCACGCAACCGAAACCAACCGCCAUCGUCGCACCCGUCAUCCAAAAGGGGGAUGGUGAAGACAGCUCAAGCAGCAGCAGUAGUAGCAGUAGCAGCAGCAGCAGUAGCAGCAGCAGUGAAAGCAGUGACAACAAUGAGAGCAGCAGCAGUAGCAGCAGUGAAAGUAGUGACAGCAGCAGUAGCAGCAGUGACAGCAGUUCUUCUGACGAUGAUUCGUCAAGUGGUGCAUCAGUCCAGGACGGGCGUCGCGGACGCGCUAAGAAAGCAGGAGCUCGUGACAGGGAGAGAAGAACCAGCGGCUCGUCAGCCGCGGUCCCAGCGCUGACAGAUCGUCAGGGCGGUAAUGCCAGGCGACGACGGGACACGUCGACGCGCCGUUCUCAACGAGACGUGAGCGUGGACCGACGAGGCAGCGCACGAGACCAGCCUCGAAGACAAGACUCUGCAUCUAAGCGAGUCUCUGACAUCGAGACUCACCGAGACCGCAGGCAUCGCAGCAGAGACGACAGCAGGGCGAGACGCAGGCAUUGAAGCGUCUGUACUUACAUGCCGUUUUUUUUCAUCCCUCCCAGAUGAAAACUAUCUAUUAUUAAAUUCUUGAUUUAUGCAAUCAACUUCUUAUUUUGUUAGGAUUGCAUCGUUUCGGCGAUUGCAAUUUUCCAGCAAAACUUUUUCAGAGUCAUUGUAUAUGUAAUUUCAUCUGAAAUAGGUUAAUUAAUCAGACAAGUUGUGAGGUACGGUAGUUCUCAUUUUUCAUUGACGUUACUUUCAGGAAUGUGCGCAGAACGAAAUUAUAUUAGAAACAUUUCUAUGUGCAUUGUGUUCCUCAACGUUAAUCUUGAUCCGAAUCCUAUUUUUUAUCCGUAUAUAGAUUAUCUUUUCGUUGAUACUAGAUAGAGUUCAUGUUUGAAAUGGCUUGUGAGCUUUUCUCCAAGUUCAGUUUCUAUAAAUUAAUAUUUGUUGAGGUUUGAAAGCAUUGGUAGUCGAAACUUACCAUUCUCGGUCGUAAUGUUAUGCAAAUAAUGAUUAGUUACUCGUCAAAUGUCAUCCCAAAUUUGCACUACGCAAUAUCUGACUGUUACUUUCUAUUCUGCUUUACCACGGUAGGACGAAUUCAUGAUAUUUUCAAUGAUUUUUCUUAUGUUCUCAUGAAUAGUUUGAAGUAGAAUACAAUUUCCCCGAGCUAGUGUAUUGUAGCAAUAUAUAAUUUACCUUCUGAUUGCGCUGAAAAGCAUGGCAAAAAGGUGAGCACAGCUACGAUUUAACAUUUUUUCUUCGGGCAUCGGCAGCUCGUGGAAGUCUGUUCUUUGGUUGCGAGGAGAUCACAGCUACCCUGCUUGUCAGGGUGUACUUUGAAGCUGCCAUUUUUGCUUGUGUCUCACCAUCAUUCUAUUGGAAAUUGUAUAUCAGUAUUGUUUAAUGCUGCGUUUGGCAUUGAAAUUUAACGUGACAUCUCCGAGAAAUGAAUUGUGGAACUAUUUGUUUCUAUUACGUAGUAAUGGUAGUAUCCAUCAUGAGCCAGGUCUUGUGGAACAUACUUUUACCCAUUGACAUUGUCAACUUGGAUCCAUGGAAUUCUCUUCGGUGAAAGUAGUAAGUGUGUAGAUGUUAGUUUGAAAUUGUGUGUGGCUUAAAGUAUGACAAUUAAAUAUUUAAAAUGGUGAGUGCAUUCUUUGCCAGCGUCGCAUUCCAUAUGGAAAUGGGGUAUCCCCUAUAAAUCAUGCAGUUGAACUGCUAAUUUCGUACAUCGUUAGUGAAAAUAAAUAAAACCUAGAAAAUUUCAAGAUUCCGAAAGCGAUUUUUGUACAUGUUAUAUAAAUUGUACUGUAAUGAAGUGAAAGAGGGUGC
Hyalella azteca is the source of this 3252-nucleotide messenger RNA. RefSeq names its product pre-mRNA-splicing factor CWC22 homolog. NCBI's taxonomy places the organism in Eukaryota, Metazoa, Arthropoda, Malacostraca, Amphipoda, Hyalellidae. The record is from RefSeq and is a predicted model, not a curated record. Gene Ontology annotation, cellular component: catalytic step 2 spliceosome. The coding region runs from base 1 to 1935 and encodes 644 amino acids. Gene Ontology annotation, biological process: mRNA splicing, via spliceosome. Gene Ontology annotation, molecular function: RNA binding; protein binding. The transcript has 6 exons.